AUGUCUCGUCAAUAUUCAAAUCAUUCGCAUCAUAGUUCCUCACAGAAUCACCCAUUUCAACGAUAUCGACAAUCAACACCCAACAAUUCUUCUUAUUAUCAACAUGUGCCAUACCGAGAAAUCAACAGUCGGCGCUUAAGUAUACCUCUAAGUCGUCCCACAACUGCUACAACAGUAUCAACAUCAAUUCCACACUAUGGUCUCGAAAAUUCCUCAGCUACAUCUUUUGCUCGUCGUCCGCCGUGGUCUGCUGGCAAUUGGGAAGAUCAACAUCGACCACCUUAUUAUCAGGAUAAUCGUACUAAACGUCAACGAGCAUCAUUAACAUCGAAUUUUCAAUCUCAUCACCGUCAAUAUGACCGCAAGCGUUCACGACAUAACGAACACGAACAUUAUCCAACACAAUCAAAUCAGCGAUCUACUACUAAUCCUAUAGUAACACAUAAUCGUUCUGCUCAAUUUCAUCAUCAUUCGCCACAUGUUUCGACGACGACCUAUCGUCAAUCAAUGCCUUUGCCUUCUCCUUCGCCAAACACACAUUACCAUCAAAAUGGAAUGAUAUUUGAAUCUCCACCAUAUCAUCCUGCUCCAUUCUAUCAGCAAACAUCAAUGUCUACGCAUAUACAUCAACGGCCUUCGCCAGCGUUUGUUCUUACUAAUUUACUUCAUCGUGUCAUCGAUACACAUGCAGCUUCGUACAGUGAUAAUCAUAUGCACCAUCAUCCACCAGCGGCAUCGAUUGAUCUAAUUGCAUAUGCAUGGAUAUCACCCAGUCAUGAAGUCGUCUCUCUACCGCCGACAUUCAAUAUGCAAUUCGGUGACUUCUUUGAUUUGACGAUUCCUGAUGAAACGCCAGUUGUUGGUUUAACUGAUACAGAACUCGAACGAAUACCAACAACAAUCUAUUCGACAACAUGUGCAGAUGUUUCUUCAGAUGAAAAAUGUACUAUAUGUUUGAGCGAAUACAAUCCGGGCGAGAAAGUCAAACAUCUACGUUGUAAACACAACUUUCACAGUGAAUGUAUCGAUCCAUGGUUGAAAACAUCAACUCGAUGUCCAGUAUGCCGUGGCGAACAGAUAAAUUGA
Molecule: messenger RNA, 1086 nt
Organism: Adineta ricciae
Lineage: Eukaryota; Metazoa; Rotifera; Eurotatoria; Adinetida; Adinetidae
Source: the annotation of a GenBank genome assembly